Messenger RNA from Prionailurus viverrinus (fishing cat), 1116 nucleotides. It is a transcript of the gene LRRC2, whose product is annotated as leucine rich repeat containing 2. The transcript is spliced from 8 exons. Lineage: Eukaryota; Metazoa; Chordata; Mammalia; Carnivora; Felidae. The coding region runs from base 1 to 1116 and encodes 371 amino acids. The record is from RefSeq and is a predicted model, not a curated record. Gene Ontology annotation, molecular function: protein binding.
AUGGGACACAAAGUGGUCGUAUUCGACAUUUCUGUCGUCAGAGCCUUGUGGGAAACUCGUGUCAAGAAGCACAAAGCCUGGCAGAAGAAGGAGGCGGAAAGGCUUGAGAAAAGCGCUUUGGAAAAGAUAAAGGAAGAGUGGAAUUUCGUGGCCGAGUGCAGGAGGAAAGGCAUCCCCCAGGCUGUGUACUGCAAGAAUGGCUUCGUAGACACCAGCGUGAGGCUUCUGGAAAAGAUCGAAAGGAACUCUCUCACCAGGCAGAGUUUGCUUUCCAAGGAAAGAGACAAACGGAGCAGUGCGUUUGUGUUUGAACUUUCGGGGGAGCAGUGGACGGAGCUCCCGGAUUCGUUGAAGGAGCAGACACACCUAAAAGAAUGGCACAUCAGCAAUACCCUGAUUCAAAUCAUUCCUACCUAUAUCGAGCUGUUUCAAGCGAUGAGAAUUCUGGAUCUGCCAAAAAACCAAAUCUCCCAUCUUCCGGCUGAAAUUGGUCGUUUGAAGAACCUGAGAGAACUCAAUGUGAGUUUCAACCAUCUGAAGAGCAUCCCUCCGGAGCUGGGGGACUGCGAAAAUCUCGAGAAACUGGAUUGUUCCGGAAAUCUGGAAUUAACUGAGCUCCCCUUUGAAUUAAGUAACUUGAAGCAAGUGACAUUCGUAGAUAUCGCGGCAAACAAGUUUGCCAGUGUCCCGAUCUGUGUCCUGAGGAUGUCGAAUUUGCAGUGGUUGGAUAUCAGCAACAAUAGCCUGACCGACCUGCCCCAAGAUAUAGACAGGCUAGAAGAGCUGCAGACCUUUAUCUUGUAUAAGAACAAGCUGACCUACCUUCCGUAUGCCUUGCUUAACCUAAAGAAGCUGGCCUUGUUAGUCGUCAGUGGGGACCGUUUGGUGGAGCUCCCCACGGCCCUGUGUGACUCGUCCACACCUUUAAAAUUUGUAAGCCUUAUGGACAAUCCUAUUGAUAAUACCCAGUGUGAAGACGGUGUGGAAGUGAUGGAAAGUGAACAAGAUCGUCAACACUUUGAUAAAGAAUUUUUGAAAGCCUAUAUUGAAGAUCUUAAAGAAAGAGAAUCUGUUCCCAGCUAUACCACCAAAGUAUCUUUCAGUCUUCAGCUUUAA